AUGUUAGCAGACAGUGAUGGCCAGGCGGCAUCGAACGGCACUGAACGAGCAUAUGCCAAUGGGAAGUCGCAUCAUCGGACAGUACCGGCAGCAAGCGCGAAUGGAACUCACAAACCCGUUGUUUCCACCAACGGGUCCUCGAAAUCCCGACCGCCAGACACGUACCUCGGCCAUGACCGCGAGGAGGUGACCAGGAUACUCAUACAAGCUUUGUCGGACAUGGGCUACCACUCGGCUGCGCAGAGCGUCAGUCGGGACAGUGGUUACGAACUUGAGAGCCCAACGGUCGCAGCUUUCAGAAAUGCGGUGCUAGAAGGAGCAUGGGAUGAAGCUGAGGAGCUGCUAUUUGGUGCCGCAACCCCUGAAGACAGGUCAAAUCAAAAUGGGAAUGGCCUAGUGCUGGCACCUGGCACAGACAGAAACGUAAUGCGCUUCUGGAUACGACAGCAAAAGUUCCUGGAGCUGCUGGAGCAGAGGGAAACUAGCAGGGCCUUGACGGUACUCCGGACUGAACUGACGCCCCUGUAUCAAGAUACUCACAAACUCCACUUUCUUUCUAGCCUUCUCAUGUGUCAGUCCCCGGAUGACCUCAAGUCGAAAUCGGAGUGGGAUGGGGCUUAUGGACAGUCCCGUCAGAUAUUGUUAUCCGAACUCUCCAAAUGCAUAUCGGCGUCAGUCAUGCUCCCAGAGCAUCGCUUGGCCGUUCUCCUGCAUCAAGUCAAGCAGAGCCAAAUCGGCAUGUGCAUGUACCAUUCCAGUUCCGACUCGCCAUCUCUGUACGCGGAUCACAACUGUGACCGGCGGCAGUUCCCGUCAGAAAACAUCAUAGAGCUCGAUGACCACACCGGGGAGGUCUGGCAAGUGGUCUUUUCUCAUGACGGGACCAAACUAGCCAGCUGCGGUGGCGACAAACAAGUCAUCAUUUGGGACGUCCCGUCGUUCAAAGCGGUGCACUAUCUCAAAGACCACGAUGCCGGAGUCGGUAAUGUCGCCUGGAGUUGGGAUGACUCCAUGCUCGUAACAUGUUGUCAAGAUCGACAUGCGAGAUUAUGGGACCCUCACACCGGAAACCUGAUCAGGAAGCUGGAACGCUUUGCCGAGCCUGUCAGCAGUUGUAUCUGGGCUGCAGACGGCCACACAUUCAUCACUGGCGCGUUAGACAAGACGCGCAGUAUUUGCCAAUGGAACCUUAACGGCGACAAAGUUUUCGACUGGGCCAACGCCCACAGGGUCGAGGACUUGGCAGUAUCGCCAGAUGGGCACUGGCUGGUAGCCAUGGACGACCGGCACCACAUCCACGUCUACAACUUUGUUACUCGCGAACUUGCAUACAAAAUGGACCUUCAAGUCCGACUGACUUCCAUAAGUAUCAGUCAAGACUCGAGAUAUCUUUUGGUGAACCACACAAAUGGUGUUGCGCGCCUAAUUGAUCUCGUGAACCGAGAACCUGUACAGACCUACUCAGGACAUACUGGAGGAGACUACCUGAUUCGAACUGCAUUUGGGGGAGCCAACGAGAGCUUCGUUAUAAGCGGUAGUGAAGAUGGCUUGAUCAACAUUUGGCAUAAGGCCAGUGCCGUGCCCAUCGAGAAGUUGAACGGCCACCAUCCCAGAUGUAACGCCGUUACUUGGAGCCCCACUGACCCCUGUUUAUUCGCGUCUUGCGGCGAUGACGGGAAGAUAAAGAUAUGGUCCAAUAACGAAUGGCGGCGAUCUCACAACGAAGCUACACACCAUAAUCAUGAGACUGGCCGAAGCUCGAACGGUUGGCGUGGAGAGAUGGGGGAGGCUUAG
Messenger RNA from Pseudomassariella vexata, 1794 nucleotides. Its product is annotated as WD40-repeat-containing domain protein. Gene Ontology annotation, molecular function: protein binding. Gene Ontology annotation, biological process: proteasome-mediated ubiquitin-dependent protein catabolic process. The record is from RefSeq and is a predicted model, not a curated record. Gene Ontology annotation, cellular component: GID complex. The transcript has 5 exons. Lineage: Eukaryota; Fungi; Ascomycota; Sordariomycetes; Amphisphaeriales; Pseudomassariaceae. Bases 1 to 1794 code for a protein of 597 amino acids.